Molecule: messenger RNA, 996 nt
Organism: Aspergillus uvarum CBS 121591
Lineage: Eukaryota; Fungi; Ascomycota; Eurotiomycetes; Eurotiales; Aspergillaceae
Exons: 2
Coding region: 361-819 (152 amino acids)
Source: RefSeq, a predicted model, not a curated record
CAUCUCAGGCUCCAAGGCAUGAAAGCUACCUGGGUUAGCGCCUUCGAAACAAGCAACCUCACGCACGAUCACCUCCAGUCCACUCCAGUCCACCACCCCAGAGCAGAUCAUAAUUCCAAUGCUUGAUCAAUGACGCCUUUUGGCUCCCCUGAUAAACUAUUGUUUACCCUUCCCCUGGGAUGUGCUCCAUUCCCAGAAUCUGCAGCCCCUCCACGUGGUACUGCUCUUGCGCUUGUAACAUGAAGAGCGCUCUCUGCCUGCCAACGUGCUCAACCUUGACCCAACUCUGUGUCAAUCACUCUACAGCAACCACAGAUUGAAAAUACGCAACCGAUACUUCUCACCACAUAGCGGAUCACAAUGACGUUUCUAAAGAGCGUUAGCGAAUAUGAGCACGACAUCCCCGUUCUCACCCUGAUCGGCAGCUGCCGCAACUCCAGCCACUUCCCCUAUCCUUCCCAUAAGUUACUCAAUACACGGCUCUGUGCUCCAUUCUACGUACUGGGUACUGUAUGGUGCGGAAGGCGAAACCUUAAUCACGGUAGCGGCAUGCCACUAGCAAAGUCAAUCGUCCUCGAGAUUCGAGCUGCAUUUGCUGCCCUGGGAGGCUAUAUUUCCCUAUUGUCGGGAUGUGGAGACCACGGAGAUGUUCGCAAGGACUGCUGCCGAGUUGACCUUGUCUUUGGAUUGGUCACACAGCCGCUGACAGGCAAGGUCGAUCAUUUUGUAGACUAUACGAGCACAAUCCGUGGUUUCCUACCCUCGAGAUCUCCACCUUCGUGGAGAAAGGGUUCUCAGGGACGGCUCGGCAGCUGCUAGGCUAUUUCAGCUGGUUCAGAGACAUGAAUCGCAUUUAAGCGUCUCUCUUGAUUGGAUUUUGGAAAGCAGGCUCCUAGCUCCCAGGGUCCAUUCAUUCUUGGCGCAUAGAAUACUGCAUCGUCGUUUCCGUAGAAGAAAACGGUAUACCAACUUACUUGCUAGAUGCAUAUAGCUACA